This is a messenger RNA of Meloidogyne enterolobii, 3327 nucleotides long. The record is from the annotation of a GenBank genome assembly. Lineage: Eukaryota; Metazoa; Nematoda; Chromadorea; Rhabditida; Meloidogynidae.
AUGAAUAAUGCAGCUAAUAUUUUAUUACAACAACACCAACAAUAUCGUCAACACCUUCCCCAAAAUUUUAAUCGCCCUCAAACCCAAAGAAAACCUCCAGAAGAUAUUUUAAUUGUCGACCAAUUACACAUGACAACAACAAACAUUACAGAUGUUUGUAGUGCAACUUCAGAAGUACAUCAUUUGUCCCCACAAUCUGAAUUUCUGACACAUUAUUCAGCAUCUUCUCAACAUACACCUGGUUCACAACAUUCUUCACAGGUGCUUGCUUAUAUUAUUAAGACAUCUUAUUUGUUAGUCAUAAUUUCCCCACCAGCAAUUCCAAAUUCAUCUUCACGUAAUGGACAAAUAAUGAUUAAUAAUAACAACAAUAAUAAUUAUUUAUUACAACAACAACAACAUUCUUUUUCUUCUUCAAUGGAUAAUUUAUGUAUUAUCGAAAAUCAAAAUUCAGCUUCAUCUUCUAAUCGUUAUAUACAAGAACAACAACAACAGCAACAGAACAAUCGUGGAGGGGGACAUAAAAGAAGAAGAAUUUCGACUAAUCAAAGUUCAAAUGAUUCAAUGUUGUUGAGUAAAAGCAAUAAUUUACCUAACAUAAAAUGUGAAUAUGGAACUGUUAAUAACCAACAACAGGAGCAUCAACAACGCCAAAAUAUUCUCCACCACCAACAACAACAACAACAAAGUUUUGAAGAUUUGGAAGAUAAUAAUUUUGGGGGAACACAGAGAACCAUUAAAUUUGAACCAUUUUUGAGAGAAUCUUGGGCUACUUUAUUUGAUAUUAACCAGCAACCACUUCCAAUUAUGCCAAUUGUUGUUGUAGCAGACAAAGGCUUUAAUUUUAGCCCAUCAGAUAAUUGUUUUGUUAAUCAAAAGAAAAAUCAUUUUCAAAUAACCGUUAAUAUCGGGGUUAAUCCAAUGGCUAAUGCCAAUUCUCCCCAAAUGGGGAAUGGACAACAAACGAUUCAACACCAAUUUGCACCUCAUUAUGUGCGGACAGAAUUACAUGGACGUGUUUUUUUGUUACCCAUUGUUGAUAAAAAAUUCUAUUUAUCUUUUUGUGGUGUUAAAAGUGAUAUGCAAACCUACGAGAUUCCAAUAAAACAAUCGCAAACUGACAGAAAACCUAUUGAUCAUAUGCCUGUUUGUUUUGCAAUUGAUGGAACUCAAGAUUCAGUAAAGCAAACAGUUCCUCGUCUUCAUUUCUCAGAGACAACAAUGAAUAAUCACCGAAAAAAUGGAAAACCUAAUCCUGAACAAAAAUUCUUUUUACUUGUUAUGAAAUUAAGUGUAGAAACAGCUAUUGGAGAUGAAACAAGGAAAGUACUUGUUCAAUCAUUUCAUUCUGACAGAGUUAUUGUUAGGGCCUCCAAUCCGGGCCAGUUCGAACAGCCAGAAUCAGACCAAUCAUGGAAAAACCAAAACGGUGCUUUAACCUUCUCCGGACCUGUUUGUAUUGGAAGUGAUAAACCAAUUGGAGAUGCUCAAUUGACAGUUCAUGGAAAUAUUGCUGCAAGCGGACAAAUCACUCGGCCAUCAGAUAAACGUUUAAAAGAAGAUAUUGAAGAGAUAAGUACUGCUGAGGCGAUGGGGAGAGUUGCACAAAUGAGACUUGUUGAAUUUGCUUAUAAACCAGAAAUUGCUGCACGUUGGGGACUUUCUGAAAGGGAUAGACACAGAGUUGGGGUUAUAGCACAAGAAUUGGCAGAAGUAUUGCCUGAGGCAGUUAAGGAUAAUGGAGAUUUUUUGACUGUUGAUGAUACGAGAAUAUUUUAUGAUACUGUGGCUGCUGCUCAGGAACUUUAUCGUUUGACUGGCAAUUUGGAAUGUAAAAUCGGCCAAGUUGAACGUAUUUCUCAUAAACUUGCUCAAUAUGCAAGAAAACGCCGCCAAUUAGGUUCAAUGGCUUCUGGAUUAAGCGAUUUCUCUUCUUUAUUUCCUGGACAAAAUUUUUCUUCAAAAAAUCUCCAAAAUACUUUUGAAGACAAAAGUCUUUCACAAUCGAGAACUUCUUUAACUUCAGCAGCAACUGCUCCAGCUAUUGCUUAUAAUGAUGAAAAUGAAGACGAAAUUAAGGAUAAAUCAUCAAAGAAUAGAUCAAGAAAUAGCUCAAGAAAUGCCGGAAAACGUGAUAAAAAGUCAUCUCUUCCACCACCCCCAUCUCCUCCUCGAAAACAUCGUUGUCGUUCUCAUUCUUCAGCUUCUGCUUAUUGUGGAAGACAACAAGUUUAUUGCCGCGGACAGGAAGCAGCUCUUUGCAAUUCGAAAUUUACUCAGGGAACUAUUGUUACGUUGGUUGUAAUUAUGGCACUUUGUUUGGUAACUAUGUGUACUCUGUAUGUCGUUGACUGGUAUAAUCGUACCUACUUGUCCCCCCACUUUCAUCAUUACCACCCUUAUAUGGGAGAAGGAACAGAAAAACAACAAAAACACCAAAAACCUACAGAUUCUCAACCAAUUCCUUCAGAUAUUGAUAGACCCCCUCCACCAGGCAAAAUGAGGGGUCUUUUAGAUUCUGAUUGGAUACCACCUUUACAAUCAAAUAUUUUACCUAUUUCUUUGCAAUAUUGCUCAACAAAUUUUGAUAAAAACAAUCCUUUUAUUUCUGGUCCAAUAACAAAGCCAAAUUGUCAAAACAAUUGUUGUCCAAUUUCCAAAAAUUCAGAGAAUUCUGAAAAUAAAUUAAUAGAUAAACAAAUACAAGCAUUAUUACAAAAUAAUAAAAACACAUUGUCAAACCUUAAUUUCGAAAAUGGUGUUAAAAUAGAGAUUUUAAAUUUGGGAAUUAUUUUGGAUAAAAAUUAUUGUUUAUUACAACAAAAUUGUCAAAAUAAUUCUAAUAAUUUAUGUAAUACUUUAAAUAGUUGUAAUUCGAGAAUUGGACGUUAUAAUCUUUAUAUUCCAAUUUCUUCUGAUUUAACAACUGCUCCCCUCAGAUUAAAAAUAAAUUCUGCCGAUCCUUCCCUUUUUGUGGAAAGUUGUGGUUCUCUUUCUGGUUUUCGUUUUAAAGAAUGUAAUAAUUAUUUAAAUAAAAACGAUUUUAAUCAAAAUGAACAAUUAAUUGAAGAAGAAGAAGAAUUAAUUAAUGAAGGAGGGAAAAAUAUAAAAUCAAAACCUCGUUCACAAAAAAUUGGAAUUAAUAAUAUUUUUGAAAUUUCUGCUGGGUCAUUUUUGCAAAGUGCUUAUAAAUUUCGAAUUGGGCAUUCAACAGGACUUUGUAAAAUGGAGGAAAAACAAAAAGGUCGAAGUUUUGACGAAUUCAAUUUAAUUUUCUAUAGAGAAUGUAUUGUUACUACAACAACAACUUCUACUACACUUUUUUAA